UUUUGUGUUUCGACGCUUUUCGUAUACAGCUGUUUAGUUCAGUAGUGUUUAGGUUAUCUUUUCAUGAUUUCAAAUUGUUUUGACAUGUUUAUGUCUAUUCCUGCAUUCAUUAUCUUAUUUUCAACGCAACACAAUUGUUAUUCAAUUUCUUAAAGCUUCAUUUACCCUUUUGCAAGUACUAUUGAUUUCCAACUCGAUUCCUAUUCAUGACAAGUUUUCUAACCUACAAAGUUUUUUACCCUGUUGAUUUUCAAACACAACAAGGUGGGAUGUCAAUGUGCCUUGUUUUGACAACACUUUUGUGCCUUGUAUUUUCCUCAACCACUCUAGCAGCUGAAGAUGGAUCGUCACAUAGUCCCGACUGCAUACACAUUCCAUUUGAAAACUGCCCACAGCCGACCGAUAUUUGCAAGUGUGUUUACGUAAAGCCGGACAGCAAUUCUGUGAUUUGUUGUCACAUCACCUCGGAUAAUUUGUUGAAGGAGAGUCUUUCUUGCGCUGGUGUCGGCAAAUCGGUGACAGCACUGCACUUGCGCAAUGUGACCUUCGACAAGCUGGACGCCUCAAGCGAGCACUGGCAGUACCUAGUGAGUCUGUCGGUGACUGACUCGCAGGUGCCUCGGCUCGUGAAACGGUUCGGCAGCACGUUCGGCCUCAUCUGCCUCAACUUCAGCAACAGCGGACUGGCUGAGAUCGAUCCGCGAGUGGUGACGCAGCUGCCCAAACUGAGCAAGCUUGUGCUCUCGCACAACAAUCUCACCCUGCUGCCCGAGAUCAACGUGCAUAUGUCGCAUUUUGUGCUCGAUGUUUCUGAAAACCACCAUCUGAAUUGUCAAGCGCUGCGGGCGUUUCAUAGCGACUUGCAGGAGAAGAAUCGUGCCAUCAUGUUUGACAAUGAAAACACAACGUUCUGUACAACUGGUUCUGAGUACCAUUGGUUCAACAGCACCGAACUGGUAUCUCUCACUCAGUUGCGUUUCUCCAUCAAGGUUGACGAAGAAUGUCCACAAGGCCCCAAUUACAAGUGUUCAUGCUCAAUCAUCCGUCUAGUGUCGAUCAGCAAAACUCUGAUGUAUCCAGUGAGUGUCGACUGCUCCAACCGACGGCUCACAUCUCUGCCCAAACCGCUACCCAAUUUCACCACCGUACUCAAUGUCAGCUACAACGAGAUUACUGAUCUCAUUGAGCUCAGCACUGACCCUACAUAUCAAGACGUCAAAGAGUUUUAUGCCGAUUACAACAAAAUCAAGGAGUUGAAACCUCUAGAGAGCUCCAAUUUCCUACACAAGUUCGUCGUUCUAAGUGUGGUUCACAAUGAAAUAACUUCUAUACCGAUCUACAUUUUGAAUGAUGCCCUCGAUCGAAAUACGAAAUCAAAAUUUGUCUCCAUUGCCCACAAUAGGAUAGUUUGCGACUGCUCCACUGCUCAAAUUUUGAAGUUUUGGUUGGUAGCUAACAGGAACAUUAUUAUGGACAGCGAUCAACUUUAUUGUAACAACUUUAACAAUCAAAGGGUAAUUGAACUGGAUCAGAACAAAGUGUGUGUCUACAAGAAGCAUUGGUCGGAUUACAUUCAGUACAUAAUUGCGCUGGAAAUUCUACUUCUGCUGAUGCUGAUUUCGAAAGUCACCUACGAUUACUGGGUGUUCAAGACGACCGGCUAUCUACCGUGGCCGGCCUCAAAAAUGCCCAAACUGCCAUGUGAUUGGGUGUUUGAGUGAGUAAUGACUAUGUACGACUUUCUGAUGGCAAUCCUUCAAUCCUUGCAUAAUAUUAUUGACGAAACUUCAUUUAGUUGAAAAACACGUAUUUGGACGAGAAUUUUCAGAUGUUGAGUUAUGAAGAAUGGAUAUUUUUAUUUGGAUUUAGUAAUGUAAUUGUUAUAAAUUGAAAGACUUUUAUAAUAGAAUAUAAGAUCACAUAAAUUACAUAUCACACUCAAAUUAGAACUGCGACAUAUUUCAACUGGAAAUAGUAUUGAUGUUAAGUUAUGGUGAAUGGGGAUUUUAUUUGUAAGAUUUAAAAAUCUAAUCGUUAUAUUUUUUCUAAUCACCUAUUUGGACGAGAAAUAAUGUUGAUGUUAAGUUAUAAAGAAUAGAGAUUUUUUAGAUUUAGUAAUCUAAACGUUAUAAAUUGAAAAAUACUUAUUUGGACGAGAAAUUAUUUUGAUGUUAAGUUAUGAAAAAAAAAUAUUUUUAGAUUUAAUAAUCUAAUCGUUAUAAAUUGAAAAACACCUAUUUGGACGAGAGAUUAUUUUGAUGUUAAGUUUUGAAGAAUAGAGAUUUUUAUCUAGACUUGGUAAUCCAAUCGUUAUAAAUUAAAAGACUUUUAUAAUAGAAUAUAAGAUCAUAUCAAUUACAUAUCACAAUCAAAUUAGAACUGUGGCAUAUUUCAACUGGAAAUAGUAUUGAUGUUAAGUUAUGGUGGAUGGGGAUUUUAUUUGUAAGAUUUAAAAAUCUAAUCGGUAUAUUUUUUAAUACAUUAUAUAAGAUCCUUGAUUAUAAGAUCAAAUCAAUUACAUAUCACAAUCAAAUCAGAACAGUGUCAGGUUUUGACUUGAGUUUAUUUCGAGAUGACAUUUAUAAAUAUUUCAUUUUCUAGAAAAUCGAAUACUUUUUCAUAGAUAAAUCAUUGUUCACCGUACCGUGGAUCACAUCAAUUAAAUCAUUAUCAAUCAUGAUCAUUCAUUAAAAUUAAAUCAGAACAGUAAGAUAUUUGUGUCAAGGUUGAGUGGUACAAAAGAUUUAACUCCGUCUAAUGAAGAGUAUUUUUAUUCCAUAUUUAGAAUUGAACAUUUUUUUGAAAAUAAUAAAUUAUAACUAGUAGGAGUUUUUAUUUUUAGAUUUGCUUGUAAUCUCAUCCUUAGGAUACUUAUUAAAAAACUUUAGUUAAACCAAUGACAGUGUCUGUGGCCGUUAUAUUGGGCCAAUCUACAUGUGGUUUACGCCAAACCCAAGUUUAUUGGUCCUACGACUGGGGUUGAAUGUAUUUUAAAGAAAUAGUCGAAAAUUUGGAACUCACGUGGUGCUUCCUCCCGCAGUUUUGACAGAAAUUAGUGAAAAGUUGUAUUAAAUACAGUGUUUACCUGAAUACAGCACUAAAUUUGAAAAGAGUAAAAGGUGGUGCUUUGUCAUGAGUUGGUGCUUUGACGAACCUAGGAAUCGUCCUAGUCGGAUAAUAUUUCAAAGCUAAUCAAAUCUGAGUUGUAUUUAUAGUGCAGAAUGACAUGAAGGAGAAUAUAUAUUAUUAGAUUUCAAGGCAGUGAACGAAAGAAUCUGUGUGCUGAGGUUAAAAACUAAAUUUUUCAACCUUUGAAUAAUAAAUGCGCAUGCUGAGAGUGAAUACAAGAAUGAAGGCUCCAAGGAUGAGUUUUACAGCAAGCUAGAACAAAUAUAUAAUAGCACCCCAUCAAACGAUAUCAAAAUUGUAAUAGGAUACAUGAAUUCCAAAAUUAGUAAAGAAUCAGGGAAGUAGCAGGAACACAUAAGUGACAAGAUUAAACAUAGGCUGCAUGAAGAAAGCAAUGAUAAUGGAGUGCGCUCGUUGGACUUUGUGGCAUCAAGAAAUAAUAUAGCUUAUAAUGUUCUUUCCACACAGUUCCCCAGGAAAAAUUCUAAUACAGAGUCAAUAUUAAUAGAGAGAUGCUGAACUCAUAAAUGCUUGAUUUGGCAAGUUAGUUAGCCUUGUCAAAGCAACCAUGAAGGAUACAUCCUUCAUGUAUUCCAGCCUGUUAUUCUUUCCCAAUCAUAUUUAUAUGGUUUG
This is a messenger RNA of Nilaparvata lugens (brown planthopper), 3762 nucleotides long. RefSeq names its product protein halfway (gene hfw). The record is from RefSeq and is a predicted model, not a curated record. The transcript is spliced from 9 exons. Lineage: Eukaryota; Metazoa; Arthropoda; Insecta; Hemiptera; Delphacidae. Gene Ontology annotation, molecular function: protein binding. The coding region runs from base 207 to 1721 and encodes 504 amino acids.